AUGGCGGUUCUUUUGACUACGCGGUUUCGCAGCCUUGGCAGCCGGAGCGAGCUUCCCGGCCCUGGGCGGAGCGGGUCGAGUUUCGUAAGCCGUACAAGUGGCUUCUGCCGGAAAAGGAGGACAGCUGGUUCGGAAGGGGCGGGGCGGGGGCUACCUUGGUCUCCGCCCCCGAGGAUCAGGUGGGGGCGGGGCUUCGGGCCGGGGGCGGGGCCGGCGCGCGAGCGAAUGGCGGUUCUUUUGACUCCGCGGUUUCGCAGCCUCGGCAGCCGGAGCGAGCUUCCCGGCCCAGGGCGGAGCGGGUCGAGUUUCGUAAGCCGUACAAGUGGCUUCUGCCGGAAAAGGAGGACAGGAUGUUCUGCUUUUCAAGCUACUCAGCUAUGGGAUGGUAUUAUUCACUCCCUUCAGACUCAAGUGGAAGUAAAAAGGAGGCGGCAUCAUUUAUGAACAUACAAAGACUGUUUUACUGGUUCUGAUGAUGUUGAUGUAGUAUUAAGUCAUCUUAUGCAAAAUAUGUGCCUAAGUAGUAAUGAUCUCUCUCGUCUUAAAGGAGUUCAUCUUUGCCAAGUUCUAAUGAACCAUAAGGUAUUUCAACUAGUAGGAGUGAAGCUAUUCAAAAAUGAGAAAGAAUUGGAAUUUGAAGAUUCAAAAAAUAGACUCUAUAGGUUUCUAGGCACUAAAUCAUCUUAUUUUUUUUGCGAGAGAAAAAAGGAUGCUGAGAAUGGAUUGACAGAUAAAAUAAAUGCAAAGGAAUCUUUAAAACCAGAAGAUGAAAUAAUUUCAAAUCCUCUAGCAGAAAUUGAUGAGAAAAGAAUUAAGGAACUUAUUCAUGCAAAGAGUGGGAAUCUGGCUUUACCUCCAAAUAUCACAGUUGACAAACCUGUUCUCCCGCUUUCAAAAGAAGUGAAGACAAUGGGCGGCUUCCUGCAAAGGGGUGUAAAGCAAGCAUGUCAAGAGAUUGACAACUGGCUUAAUGCAGCAAUUGAAUGCGUGGAGUAUUUCCCUGACCAGUUCGUCAUUUCAGUUAGUCAGCAGUUCGUGCAAAACAGAAAUGAAGAGACAAGACUGAAUAAACAGAAGAAGAUACUCUUUGAUGUCAUAGGAAAAUAUUAUAAUCAAGAGAGAUAUUGCCUGUUAACUGAUGAGUAUUUUGAUAUUCGUUCAGGAAUUAUUGAACUUUUAGAAAAUGAGAAAAGAACAGAAGCACUGGAGGCAACACAACUCUAUCUAAGAUUGUUAUUGCCCAGCAUUAGAGAAGAAUUAGGACGGCUACUUACUUUUAUGGCUAUCGCAUCAGAGCCUAAUGCCUGCAAGUUACAAAAACAGUAUGAUGACAAAACGGUUGUCCUGAAAACUCUUGCCAAAGCAGUUUUUCAAACCAAAUCAUUAUCAAAAGUCCAGGCAGAACAACUCAUCUGGUUUCUACUGGAAUAUCACUCUGAGCUCUUCAAGACACCAGUUACUUUAUUGGACCUGGUUAGUAAGAAACUGAAGAAGCUUUUGCAUGGAAAAGAUCCAGAUGCCGUAUCAGGCUUCACAUUUUGCCAACGCCUGACAUACAAGGAAUUUGAAAAACACAAGGAAAGGACAACUCAGUUUCUUCACCAGUUGGCUCUUGAGAUUACUAGUAACCCCCGCAUCUCUUUGAAACAAAGAUAGAAAUUUAGGAGUUUCAAAAACAUCAUCUGGAAGCUUUGCAUUAACAUUUCUGUGGCAGAAAAGUACAAUUUGUAAAUGUAAACAAAUCUCGGGGAUUUCCUCAAACUACCACACUGACACCUCAGGGACAGACUAGCCUCCAAGCACUGUAAAUGUAAUCGUGCUUAAAAUGUCAAGGAAGGUGGUCAAAAGGUACAAACUUCCAGUUAUAAAGUAAAUGAGUCCUGGGAUGUAAUGUACAGCAUUGCGACUAUAAUUAAUAAUACUUAAUUAUAUAGUUGAAAGUUGCAAAGAGAAAUCUUUUUUAAAAAUGUUAGAGAAGUUUUUAAUUUUAAAAGGGAAUAUAAAUUAAGUUCAUGUAUGCUGAUGUACUUAAUUAUCAUGCUGCUGAAGUCAUGUGUUAAAUGUGCUACUAGGGAUCUGGUACAUAUACUAUCUUUAGGUUGGUUUUCCCACAGAAAAGGAACAUUUCAUACCUGAUUUUCUAACUUUGAUUUUCUAACUCAAAGAAAUAAAUGUUGAGACAAAACUCUUCUCACAUAUAAUAUACAUAAUAUUCAAGAUUGAAAAACAUGCACUUUCCUUAGCAUAUAUAACUUUUAAGCUAUCCCCUUGGGCUGCUAUUACUUAAACACUGAAUCAUCUAAAAAGUGUAAGACUAAGAAAGAAGAUUUUAAAAGCCAUAAAUUUAAAAUUUGUGAAUAUCUAAAACCAUGAUUUUGCAUUGUCUACUUCUUCUUUAGUCUAUAGAAU
This is a messenger RNA of Myotis lucifugus (little brown bat), 2409 nucleotides long. It is a transcript of the gene DEPDC4, whose product is annotated as DEP domain containing 4. Lineage: Eukaryota; Metazoa; Chordata; Mammalia; Chiroptera; Vespertilionidae. The record is from RefSeq and is a predicted model, not a curated record. Gene Ontology annotation, biological process: intracellular signal transduction.